AGCGCACACACACAUACACACACAUACACGCUCUCAGCCCCGGAACAUUUGAAGCAUGACUUGUUCUUUAAAACACUUUGAGAGUAACUGCCUCUAAAAGCGGACGGCGAGCUCCGACUCCUCCAAGUGUAUCUGCUCCAGGCAAUCAAUGAGGACCGCGAUGGUUACUACUUCUGCAGCUCUCUGUCCCUCUGUCUCUCCUUCGCCUCUCCAGAUAUUAUAGUGCAUUUCAACUUUUGUGCAGAACAUACAGGCAAAAAAAAAGAAAGAAAAAGACAAGAAAAGGAAAAAAGAGGGGGAAGUUUUUGGAUUUCUUAGUUUUUGCUUUUUUUCUUGUUUUUUUGCGCACAUUUUACCUCUUGUUUCCUGUAAAAUAAAUAUGAGAGGUCGCUUUGCUGUCACUUUUCUCUGGAAUUUAAUAGGCUGUGUGCCAUUUCUUAUGCUGUUUUACGGGUAGGAUAAGGAAACAACAAAAAGGUGUGACAAGAGCUUGGCGGACAACUGUGGAUUUCUGCGAGUAACUCCUACCGUCCAAAGGGGAUGAGGGGGGCAUCGGCCGGACCCCCCUCUUGAUUGAUUACUUAUUAGUCAUCCCUUUGGCUAAAUGGGACCCACUGAAAAGGCACCGUGGAACACAUACAUGAAUCAAAUAUUCCUGUGUCCCCUGAAUGUCUCCAGAGUAGUUUUGCUUAAGAGAGGGGGUCGUGGCUUAGCAUUAUAAAGAGGGAAAAACAGCAUAGCUUUAUGGGUUUAUUUAGACAGUUUCUACGGUUUGACAUUCUACCGCUGUAAAAAACAGAGAAGGAAAAACUCGAGAGGAUCCCAAAGAGAAGAACAUUGUGGACAUAUUUUUUUGUAGUUAUUCCGUUGCUUCUUUAUUUUUUUAUUUUUCCAAUUUUUUUUUCCCACCUUCUUGUUUUAAAUAUUUUUUUGCCAUUUCCUCUCCCGAAAAAUGAAACUUUGGACAUCACCCUGGGUGUCUUGCCUGGUGAUUCUCAUCUUGUGUUUUGGAUCAGAUUGCGGGACAGUCCGGCGAAAGGGGAGAUCCAAGAGGGAGUUGGUGCGCAUUAGGGAGGCGAAAGCCACCAUCCCAGGGGCUUGUGCCACACGUCUGCCCCGGGGCAAACGCUCUUUGCCCGGCUUGGAGCGACGGGUGCUUCGGCAGCGCCGGCGCUCCUCUCAGGCGGAGGAAAACUCUCCAGACCGGGGGAAAGCUGUCUAUUUCACCGGCAGGGGAGACCAGCUCCGGCUGAAGCCCGGCGUGGAGAUACCCAGAGGCAAUUUUACUCUGGAGAUGUGGAUCAAACCGGAGGGAGGUCAACGAUCGCCCACAGUGAUUGCAGGCCUAUACGACAAAUGCUUCUAUGCCUCCAGUGACCGAGGCUGGCUGCUUGGUAUCCAGGCGGUUAGUGAAUAUGGGAACCGUGAACCACGCUUCUUCUUCUCUCUUAAAACCGACCGUGCCCACAAAGUGACUUCCAUCCACUCCAAUACUCGUUACAUACCCAAUCAAUGGGCACAUGUGGCAAUUACAUAUGACGGCGUGUACAUGAAGCUCUUCAUCAAUGGGGCCCAGGUUGGCGUUAGUCGGGAGCAAUCAGGUGACGUCUUCAGUCACUUGACCAAAAAGUGCAAAGUCCUGAUGAUUGGGGGGAAUGCGCUGAAUCAUAAUUACAGGGGGGCAGUGGAGAGGGUGGGUCUAUGGCGGCAGGCCCAAGGGCAGAGGCAUAUUAUCAGGGAUAUGCUGGGCCAUGAGGACCCCCAAGAUCUACCUCAGCUGGUCAUUCGCGAAACCUUCGAGCACCCGGGCCGCAAGUGGUUGACUGUAAAAGAUGGUAGCUUUCCACAGCCCGAGCAAGGAGGAGCUGGACGAUUUGGGUUUCUAGGUGGUGGCAGUGGUGUUGGAAGUUCUGAGGGAUUUUUGGACACAAACCUGGAGCCUCCAACUUGUGGUCAAACUGUCUGUGACAAUGUAGAGGUCAUUAAAAACUACAACCAGCUUUGGACCUUCCGUCGACCCAAGAAAGUUCGAUAUCGUGUCAUAAAUGUUUGGGACGAUGCAAGGACAAGACCAACUGUAUCAGACCACCAGAUCAGCCUGCAGCACCAGCAGCUCAACGAUGCCUUUAGCCCCUACAACAUCACCUGGGAGCUCAGCAUUCACAAUGUGACCAAUUCAUCUCUACGUAACCGUUUGAUUCUAGCUAACUGUGAUAUCAGCAAAGUUGGUAACGAUGCAUGUGACCCAGAAUGCAACCAUCCGCUGACUGGGUACGAUGCAGGUGACUGCAUGUCUGGGCAUCGGAGCCGCUGCCCUGAACACAAGCAAGGGAAUGAUAUAUGUGACCCUGAAUGUAACUGGGAAAACUUCUUCUAUGAUCUUGGCGACUGCUGUAACCCCAAUGUGACGGAUGUUACCAAGACAUGUUUCAACCGCUCCUCUCCUCACAAAGCCUAUUUGGAUGUGAAAGAGCUCAAAGAGGUUCUGCAUUUGGAUGGCUCGACUCACCUGAAUGUCUUCUUUGCCAAUUCUUCUGAUGAAGAUCUGGCGGGGGUUGCCACUUGGCCCUGGGACAAAGAGGCCCUCACACAUUUGGGUGGAAUUGUGCUAAAUCCCUCUUUCUAUGGUACAUUUGGUCACACUGACACAAUGGUCCAUGAGAUUGGCCACAGCCUCGGCCUUUACCACGUCUUUCGAGGUAUAUCGGAGAUUGAAUCGUGUAAUGAUGCGUGCUUGGAAACUGAGCCCUCAAUGGAGACCGGAGAUCUGUGCGCGGACACCAACCCCACUCCCAAAUACAAAGGCUGCAACGAUCCCGAGCCAGGCAAUGAAACCUGUGGCUGUCGGCAUUUCACACACACGCCGUUUAACAACUACAUGAGUUAUGCAGAUGAUGCAUGCACAGACUCUUUCACACUGAACCAGGUGGCUAGGAUGCACUGCUACCUGGACCUCGUCUACCAGACCUGGCAACCUGCCUCCAAACCUCCUCCAGUGCCGAUGUCACCCCAAGUGGUCGAGCAGCACCACAACUCCAUCACCCUGGAAUGGUUUCCACCGAUUUCUGGACACUUUUAUGACAGAGAAGUGGGAUCAGUGUGUGAUAAAUGCACUGAGGGGAGAGUUCUACUGCAGUACGCCUCCAACUCUUCUUCUCCACGACCGUGUGCUCCUUCUGGACACUGGUCUCCACGAGAGGCUGAAGGCCCUCCAGAUGUGGAGCAGGCGUGCGAGCCAAGUGUGCGCACCUGGAGCCCCAACGCAAUGAUCGAGCAAGGCGUUGUCGGCCUGUCGGAGUGCCCGCUCCAGGGCUGCAUGCUUCAGCUAGAGUUCCCCUACCCGCUGGUGCCUGAUUCCCUGACCGUGUGGGUCACCUUCUUUAGUCCCGAAGAAACAGCGCUGCCAGCAAUCCAUAACAUCUUGCUGCUGACUGUCAGUGGGAACAACAUUUCACUGGGCCCCAGUAAUGUUUUCUGUGACACCCCGCUGACUCUGAAGCUGGACAUAGAGGAAGAGGUGUACGGGGUCCAGUUUUACACCAUGGAGCAACACCUGGAGAUUGACGCCACUCUCUUGGCAUCCAAGCCAGACUGCACACUUUGUAGGCAUUGCCAACCACUACGCUAUCGCCUAUUGCGCCAACCACCCUUCACCCAUGCACCACAUGGUCUGAUGCUAAUUGAACCUACCCGUCGAUAUACAGACAGGGAUGUGGUACCACAUGUUGUAUAUACCUACCAGGUACAAACAAUCUCCAGCCGGAGUGACAGUGAGCCUUCUCCACCUCUGGUGCAUGAACUUGGGGCACCUUACUGUGGGGAUGGACGCAUCCAGAGCUCCAAAGGAGAGGAAUGUGAUGACAUGAACUCUAUGAAUGGGGAUGGCUGUUCCAGUCAAUGCAAGAAAGAACCCUUCUUCAACUGUGUUGAGGAGCCAAGCAUGUGCUACUACUACGAUGGUGAUGGGGUGUGUGAGGACUUUGAACGAGAAACGGGAGUGAGAGACUGUGGCCUCUACACCCCCAGUGGCUUCCUAGACCAGUGGGCUUCCACUGUUGAAGUUUCCCAUGAAGAAAAGCCCUACUGCUCUGGAGAGGUGGCUGCUGGAUACCCUGCAGUUACCAAGACAUGUCAGUCCAAGGUGUUCGAUCUUUCUGAUGGAGUGUCCCAGUAUGCAUGGUUUCCUUGUCGUGAGGCCCACCAGUCAGCGUGGGGAUAUUCUACCUAUUGGCUAAAGGCCCACUUUUCUCACCCCAUGGUGGCAGCAGCUGUGAUUAUACACUUGGCUGCUGAUGGGACCGGCUACAUCGACCAGACACAGUGUAAUAUUACUGUUCAGUUAGUGGACACCAAGGAGGGCAUCCACAGUCUAGGUGAGUGGCGUCUGAGCUGCCGCACUAACCCCUUGGUGAUCCCCGUGAGCCACGACCUAUCGGUGGCCUUUUACCACACCAAGGCUAUCCUUGUCAUGUUUGCCUCUCGCCUCGUGGCCAUCUCCGGCGUAGGCCUGCGCUCCUUCCAGUCGUUCGACCCCAUCACGAUAAGCGGUUGUCAGAGCAAUGAGAUCUACAAUCCUACAGGACAGAGUUGUGUACAUUAUUCGUGCGAAGCCAUUGACUGCCAGGAACCCUUAAUCCGCAAUGCAGAGCUAAAGUGCAGUAGCCCUGGCCGCCACUUCUACAACGGAGACCGCUGCACCAUCUCCUGCAACUCUGGAUACGUCCUGCAAGUCCACCAGGAUGAUGACAUCAUCAAGAGCCAGUCGUACUCCACUGUGACUAUCACCUGUGCAAAUGGGAAGUGGAAUAAACAGGUGUCAUGUGAACCUGUGGACUGUGGUCUACCAGACAAAUACCAUGUUCAUCCUGCACAUUUCAGCUUCCCCGAGGGCACAACCUAUGGCAAGAAAAGCACCUUUCAGUGCCGGGAACCUGCCCAGCUCAUAGGUACAAACAACACUCUGACCUGUCUGGAAGAUGGUUUGUGGUCCUUUCCAGAAGCUCUUUGUGAGCUCCGCUGUCCAGCCCCUCCUCCCGUACCUAAUGCUGUGCUGCAGACAAAGCGUUGCAAUGAGACAGGUCUAAAAGUUGGCACGCUCUGCAAGUACAAGUGCAAACCCGGCUACCACGUUACCAACAAACCCAAAAGGCGUGCUUUUAAGCGCCAGUGCACUGAGGAUGGCAGCUGGCUGGAGGGGGCCUGCGAGCCGGUGACUUGUGAUCCUCCGCCUGCCAUCUUCCACGGCUCCUAUCACUGUACCGACGGCUUCCGCUUUGACAGCGUCUGCAGACUCAACUGCACUGAUCCUGCCGGUAAUACUGCUGUUGUCGCCACAGGAGGCUCUGCCCAUACGGUGAGGCUGCUGCACACUCCAUGCAAGCAGGGCGCAGGGUCUAAUGCGAUCCGGUGCAGGAAGGAUGGAAACUGGACAGGGUCGUUCCGCCUCUGCCCACACAGCAAAGGCCAGUGUUCUUUACCUCAAAACCUCCAUUAUAGCCUACAGUACUCAUGCAAGCGAGGACACGGCAUAGGUGAGGAGUGUGAGCUGACGUGCAGAGAGGGUAACAACGACGUGGUGAUCCUCCCCAGCAACAUGACAGUAGAAAACGUACUUAAAGAGCACUGGAGGAACCCGCAUAAAGUCAAGAGUAUAGUCUGCACAAUGGGACUGAAAUGGUAUCCACACCCAGAAUUGCUCCACUGCAUCAAAGGAUGUGAGCCAUUCAUGGGAGACAACUACUGUGAUUCAGUCAACAACAGAGCCUUCUGUAACUAUGAUGGAGGAGACUGCUGCCAAUCCACUGUCAAAACCAAGAAGGUGAUUCCCUUCCCCAUGUCCUGUGACAUACGGGAUGAGUGCUCCUGUCGGGAUCCCAACGCCAUAGAGAACAGAAAGGAUGAACAUGUCCAUUCCCUGGGGUGACCAACCUGAGCAGGGACCUCUGUUCAACGUCCCAGGACCCUUCCUCCGACUCAACACAGCCAGAGCGGCCGAGGCAAAACCCCUCCUUCAUCCUCCUCUUGGCCUCCAAUUUCCUGCACAUGCUGCUUAAAAGGCAUACCUCUCCAUCCAUACCGCAACUCCAACCAGCUGAAAUGCCUCCGCCUCCACAUCACAGAAAGGUCUAGAAAAAGAGGAUGGGACUCAUGAGACUCCACAGAAAAACUCCAUUUCUCAGCUUAAAGGAAAGUAACCCCUGCAAUACCAUCAUUUAAAAAAAAACUGCAUAUAGAGCAAAGAGAAAAAAAAUACACGAAACAUACAUUUUUGAAAGAAUAAGAAAACAAACAAACAAACAAAAAAACUAAAACAUAACCAAGCCUAGGUAGCAUGCCUUUUGUUGAGUUUUGUGCUGGCUUCAGUGUCUAUUUUAGUGACCUUGCUCUACAAUCACAUGAUUGAACCAAAGGUAAAUCAAAAAUGUGCAAGUUGGGAAUAGUGUUGAUGUUGGCUGUGUGACAAAUGCUAAAAAUAAUCCUCAGACACAGCUUUUCGGAGGGGCUAGACGUUUGUACUUACAUCAUUCCUGGUUUCAAACUGGUCAGAUAUUCUGUAUCUCUAUGUCCUUUUCAGUGAAGUGUGUUUCUUUAUAGGCAUGUCAGAGGCUGUAGAGGUUAUUUCUAGCUUGGUGGAGAAUAAGACAGCCAUAUUGUUCAGUUUCAAGCCACAGUUUCAGCACAAAAAGCCAAACUCAAAUACACACACACGAAAAAUAUGAACUAAUUGUCCACAGAAACAAUCUCCCAAGACGAUUUCAAAGCAAAAUCCUGAAUGCAUAAUUAAAGCAUUUUUGCAUGGCAUUUGCUACUUUCCAUUUUCACAUCAAACUAUCUACUAGAGUUAGACAGCUUUGUCUUCCUUGCUGCUUACAGUACCUCUUUAUAGCAUCCAUUCACACUUGCAUGUUAGUACGUAAUACUCCUCACAUUAAUACAGAAUACGCGCUGGCAACACCACAUAUGAGAUGCACUAAAGAACUUUAGCAAAUCCAGAACCUCACUCGUCAUUCCCUGUCAUUCACCCGGACGUCCCAAGAAAAAUACUAACAUACAUCAAUCACGACUUAAAGAAUGUCACGUAUAACACCUCACUUUGGGUUGGGGUGACUUUAGUUUCAGUUUGAACUCCUCCCUCGUGGUGCUUGAUGAGUUACCUCAAGCGCUGAUUUGAAAUGUUUAAACUGAAAGUAAAAGCAACCCGGUCCUGCUCAGAAUGUAGUCAAUGCUUGUCAGGAGUCUGUGGCUUUCUCGAUUGCACAUUACUGCACAGCACAGUCACACAACAGUAAAGAAAUCAAGGGCUGGACUGAGUUCAUGGCUCUUAGUGAGAAUGAGUAUAGGUGAAAGGAGACAAUAUCUGCCCCUCUAAUACCCCACAAUCCACAGACACACACACAUACAUGCUCACAUAAGCAUAUAUAUGCUUCUCUCAUUCUCUUUCCUCCCAGUAGUAUUGGACUCUCUGCUGUAGCUCUGCAGGCAACAAUGUUGUACAUGAAAAUGACAUUUGGAUGUAUAUGUCAACACAGCAUUUGCAGUCACAACAUGAUCGAAGCUCCCUCAGAUUCUCUGUUGGGUCCUGUUUAAGUAAUUUAUUUAAUCGUUCUCUUCAGUACAAAGUGCACUUGGUUGUUCUGAUCAGCACUUUUCAGUAUUGUGAACUUGGUGUUCUGUCCCCACCAAUUAACUUUGUUAGACUAUAUGGCUGCUACAAUAGCUUUGUAUUUUGUUACUCUUCAUUGCAGGCACACACACAGACCACACAUUAGUUUUUUUUUUCUCAUGCACAUUUGAUAAUGAAGGCUGCUUGGCAUAUUGGUCCAAAGUUUGCUGCUCUUGUUUGGCUGCAACCAUAGUCAUGGCUACAAUCAGCGUGAUUAUAACUUUUUCAUUUCAUUUGGGCCAUUGGCACAGUCCCUCUGACUCAUAUUAGGCUGCUAUAGCAUUCCAGAUCAUUGUCGUAAGUACAUGGUCUUAUAUUGUAUGAGUGUCGAUGUAAGACCGAUUUCAUGUCAUUUUAAGAACCAUUGUUAGUGAAGAACUAAGACAAUACAAGAACAUGCAAAGAAAGUGAGAAGGUAUUAUUUUCCACCAAAUAUAAAGAGAAAAAAAAAUCUAAAGUAUCAUGUAAAUAUUACUAUAUGUUCUUGAUGGACAGGAGUGUUGAAAAAAAAUGUUUUUAAGUUUUUCGUAUUCGUUAUCAUGUAUUUCAUUUUUAGAAAAUGUCAUAUUUAAUCAGUGUUUAUAUUAUUGACCUCAGUUACUGCACUUUCUAGUUGUCAUGUAAGAAGAUAAAGUAUAUCUUUCAAAAAUGUUUAGAAGCUGCUAUUGUCAAAAUGGUGAUCUGAAACAAACUGUAUGAUAUUCGAUCAUUUGACUCCCUGUGUUGCUAUUAGCUUUUCUGUCAUUAGUGUUCUACUCGUAUCUGACCCUGGUUAUUCGGAGGGUGUAGUGUCAUACUCCUCUCCAACGUAAACAGACUUUGCAUUUGGCUUUAUCAGUGUAGUAGGGAGGUAUUGUCACUAUGAAACAUUCAUCCAUUCACGCAUUGAGGCCCCUGAUCCAAAAAAAUUGGGUACACAUCAGUGCAUUUUUAAGAAUUAUACUGUCACAUAUUUAAGGUCUUGCUCGAUUGCAAAUUUAUUUUUGUUGUUGUUUGUUUUCUUGAUGUUUGUGUAAUACAUUAUCUUAGGUUGAAGGUGUACAUUUUGGCAGAGAAACCAAGAGAUGUUGAAGAACGUAAAUGAAGAAAAUUCCCAUUAAAAGGGACUCUUGAAAGACUUUGUAACUUUUUUGAAAUAUGAAACUUUGUAAGGACAUUCUAAAGGAUACAUCAUCUUCAAAGAUUGCAUUUAACACUUUAUAUGAAAACUAUAUAGCCCUGGUAAAAAAAAAAAAAAGAAAAAAAAAGGCCUGUAUUAUGUUGAUAUUAUCAAAUUAUAUGUAACAUUAUUACUCUAGAUACUGCUGCUUUACAUAGAACUGUUACCAGUGGGGGAAGACUGACCUGCAAUCAAUACACUAUAUACCAAUGACAUGCAGUGCGGUGGUUCUUCAUCUGCCACUGAGGUCACUGGAAAGCCAUUCCAGUCGUUUGAAUGGAUGAAUCUGAAACCUGUCAUUGGAUCCUUCCCUCUGUUGUAGAAACUGAGUUUAAUCUGUUGUUGCUUCUACAUACUUAGACUAACUAAAUAUCCUCCUCAACAAUUACUUGCAUCAUCAGUCAAUGUCUGGAUACCAAAACAACUGAUUGUUGUUGCUUAGAAAGGCUACACAAUGUGACUGCAUGUCAACUUGAAAAAUUAUAUUCUUAAUAUUGGAGAAGGUACCCAUAAGCCAUAGCUAACCAAGAUAGUCAUGGGAGGAAGUACACAAUUGCGCAUUGGAUGAGGACAUCACCUCUCUACUGUAGUCAUCACAGGAUCCCUUGCUGUACCUCAUGCCUGUAAUGUUUGCUGCUUCUAUAUUUUUGGUAUUUUAGUGACAUUUUUGCGUCUCAUAACAAUGGUGUAAAUAGUAGAACUAUUUAUUGAGAGUGUUAUACUUUUUUAAGUUAUAUUUAAUGUCCAUGUAAGUUAUUUUUUACAUUGUUCUUCUUAUAAUCCAACACAUUAUAGGUUGUGAGUCAAAACUGUCAUUUUGUCUCUGUCAUCACAAUCUAUUGUGAUCAUUGCUGUCAAGCACUGAUCUGACAUAAACAGUACAAUUCAGGCCUGCAACCACAAAAAGAACUUCUCUCAUUGGUCAUUAUGUGUAGACGGAUACUGCUGGCAUCCAAUGAGGACUCACCUUGUUUAAACAUUACUGAUUGCAGUGUAUCUUUUUAUUUCUUUUCAGACCAGAAUGUAAAGGGUUUUUUUUGUUUAUUUUUUUUUAAAUGCACACAUUAUCCAUACGUACAAGUAGUUCUGAAAAGAGAACCAAGUAUAUAAAUAGUCAUAGAUCCAUGAUAUAGUAAAUAAUGUUUUGAGAGCCAGUGUAAGGCACAAGGGAUAUAUGUACACAGCCGCCUGAGGGCAGGAGGAAAUGGGCAAGUGGCAAAGUAAGGGAUCAAAAAUGAAGGAAAAAAAAAGGACUGGAGGUCAGAAGGCAGCCGAUGGUGAGUGUUCUUGGAUGGGGGGGAAAAGUAGAAGGUGGGCAGGGAGAGAGGUAGGGAUGGGUGGGCUGCUUUUCCUGGCCUGUCUAGCUAUUUGUCCAGGUGUGAAAAUGUGUACUCAUAGAGGCUGCCCCUGGGCCAGGGGUGGCCAGCCUGACUGGCAACACGCCGAGGCCAAUGAGUCAGAGUUUCUCCUGGGGGUGGCAGCCAUCCCUCUCUGGGACUCCCACCACCCCUCCCUCCCCCCUUACUACCUCCACCUCCCGACUCCUCGACACACUGCCUCAUCUGUCACUGUCAGGUAUGCCUGUGCAGGGCGGCCAGGGUCAAGCUGGGCCUGUGAAAAUGAGAGAGGAUGUUUGCCCAGCUUACAGAGCCUUUUGAAGUUAGGCUGAAGGAACACAGUUCUCCUCACCUACAGCCUAUGCUUAUCACAUAAUAUGAUGUGUAUAGCAGUGUUUUUUGACAGGCUUUGAUACCUCUCCACAUUUACCACCAACAGUUGCUCCUUUGUUUCUAAUUUAACACCUGGUUUUGUAUUUCGUGUCUAAAAAUGGCAGAGACUUUGUGUCAUUAUAAAGCAAUGGGGGAGUGUAAGGAAGAGAGUGUCUGAAGCUCUAAUGUUUUUGCUCAGAUCUUUGUGGAGAAAAAACACUGAUGUGCCAUCUUGUUGUAAGACAUUUUCUUUGUGUGUUGUUACACAUGAAGUACCUCUCACAGGCCUCUGGUUAUAGAAUGGUCCUCUUAUGUCUGUUUCCUAAUCCUUCAAUAAAUAAAAAAAGGUGAAUUGUCCUUUUUUCUAAGUGGGAAGUACAAAAAAAGUGUAUUUGCAUAUUACGUGGAUAUCUAGUGGUAUUACUGCGAUGUUUCGUACCCAAUUGCUCAACAAAUAUAUUUUAAGAUGUAAAUAAUAAUAUUAUAUGAUGAUUGUAUUUGCAAACCAUGUACUAACUGUUUGGGAGUAGCUCUUGGAUUGAUUUUUAUCAUAACUAUUAUACAAAGAAAUGAACCGUGAAAUGUUGUGCAUUGUGUCAAAGUAUCACUUGCAAGACAGAAAAAAAAAAACGAGAAAAAAAAUCUGUGAUGCUUUACCACACCACUUGCUGUCAGCAUUUAUUUGUUCAUAAUGGCUUAGUGCAAGCACUGUUGUCAGUUGUCUAAACCAUGAAUUUAUCCAUUGAGUCCUAAAUUAUUUAUUUGUUGUCAAGAUUAAUAAAAUCAUAAUGGUCAUUUCUGGGUCUUAGGAGUCUGUUGAAAUUAAUCCUCAAACCUGAUUGAUCUUUGAGAAGUUCAUUUCAAAUUUCGUCCGAGUUGACUGGCACCAACUAACAGCUUUUGUUUCGCUUUACUCCAUUCUGUAUAUUGUUUAGUCUUAUCCACAUGCCUUUGUGUUUGCUGAGAAUUUCACCAACACUGUAAAGGUAGCCAUCAAACUCAGUAGUCCCUCCCUCCCACUGAUGGCCUCCUCUCUCUUUGGUUUUUACACAGUAUGCACUUUUUCAGGCACAUAUACAACAUAUUGGACUUUUAUGUUUCAGUCGAUGUUUCUCUCUGUUUUCACAGUUGCAAUUAUAUAUAUUUUUGGUGCUCUGGUACAUAGCAAAACAUGUCUGAUGUGUACUAUAUUUUCAUAAGGAAGAGUCAUAAAGAUGAGUAUCAUGUUCAUUUUGCUGUCAUUUAUUGUGUAGAAAUAAAACACUGGUUAAAGUGAGCAUAAACUG
Messenger RNA from Amphiprion ocellaris (clown anemonefish), 11817 nucleotides. RefSeq names its product pregnancy-associated plasma protein A, pappalysin 1a (gene pappaa). Gene Ontology annotation, molecular function: protein binding; metallopeptidase activity. The coding region runs from base 953 to 5923 and encodes 1656 amino acids. NCBI's taxonomy places the organism in Eukaryota, Metazoa, Chordata, Actinopteri, Pomacentridae. The record is from RefSeq and is a predicted model, not a curated record. The transcript has 22 exons.